AUGUGUUGUACUGGUGGAAAGGUAUCAUUUUCACGAGUUAACGCUCCUAUAGAAUUGCAACAAUUAUUUUUGGAUGGUUCAGUAGAAGGAAAGCAUUUUAGGCAACAUAUUCGAAGUUACAACCAUGUGCUCUCAUCCACUUCAAUUGGUGUUCACGUUGAUGAGAAUAUUCUUGCAUAUGGUCGUGGUAUAUAUACAUUUUGUGCUCAAGGUGCUUUUUACCAUAAAAUAUGA
Messenger RNA from Lathyrus sativus (Indian pea), 234 nucleotides. Lineage: Eukaryota; Viridiplantae; Streptophyta; Magnoliopsida; Fabales; Fabaceae. The record is from the annotation of a GenBank genome assembly.